AUCCGCAGUUCGAAUUCGGACCGCGGGGCACAAAGAGGCAACAAGAAGAAGAAGCACACCAAAUCGAUCCCCAUUUCCAUCCAUCUCUCCCCCAACCAAAUCGCCACCCUAGCCUAGCUCGCUCGCUCGCCGCCGCCGCCGCAGCCGAAGCAGCAGCAGCAGCAACUCGCGGAUCCGAUGGAAGGCGAGGAGGAGCGGUGCCCGGGGGAGCCCACCCCCAUGGACUUCUCGUGGACCACGGGCUGGGAGAAGGCGGCCGCCGACGACGAUGAGGCGGAGUCGGCGCCCGCGCCCGCACCGCCGGCCCCUUCGCCGCAGGAGGCGGCGGAGUCCAUGAUCCUGGUGCCCGGGCCACGCGUGGUUCUGUCCGGGCUGAUGCGGGGCGACUGCCGUGCAGAUGACUCUGUUCUGUUCAUUAAUGCCGGUGGCAGUGCAACUGAAGGUUGUGAACCCUCUUCAAAGCUUUCUGAGGAUUCUUUCUUUGAAGGAGGGGAUGCAAUAGAGACAUCUGAGGAUAUAGUUGAAGGUGGUGACUAUCCUUCACUUUACCACUCAGCUCGAUAUGGAAAUUUCAGCUACAAAAUCGAUGGUCUUGCUCCUGGAGACUAUUUCUUAGAUCUGCAUUUUGCUGAGAUAGUGAACACUUAUGGGCCAAAAGGAAUUAGAGCAUUUGAUGUCCUUGUCCAAGAAGAAAAGAUUUUGUCUGAACUUGAUGUGUACGCGGUGGUUGGAGGUAACAGACCCCUUCAGGUGCGUGAUAUUAGAGUGACAGUUGAGAGUGACAGUGCCAUUGUCAUAAACUUCAAAGGAGUAAGGGGAAGUCCCAUGGUUUGUGGCAUCUGUAUUCGAAAAAGGGUAGCAAUGGCAGUGACAGACAUGGUUACAGAAGGGAAUGUCUUAUGCAAAAGAUGUUCAGCUCAUACAGGGAAUUCACCUUUACAGACCAGGACAAGUAAAUUAAUCUCAAAGUAUGAGAAACAGAUUGAGGAGCUAACCAACCAGUGCAACAUGAAGUCUGAUGAAUGUUAUAUGGCGUGGUCUUCAGUGGAAUCUACCAAUCAGGAGCUUGAGAGACUUAAGAUAGAGCUUCAUCAGAAGGUCAUGCAAAGUGAUAAUAUUGAACAAGUCGUUGAUAGACAAGCUGAUCAACUGAGAAGUGUUUCCCAGAAGUAUGAAAAUGCCAAGAAAUUAUGGGCAGCUGCCAUAUCUAACUUGGAAAAUAAAAUCAAGGCUAUGAAACAAGAGCAAACACUGUUAUCUCUUGAAGCACAUGACUGUGCAAACGCUGUUCCUGAUCUGAGUAAGAUGAUAGGAGCUGUUCAAACAUUAGUUGCACAGUGUGAAGAUCUUAAACUGAAGUACUAUGAAGAGAUGGCCAAGAGAAAGAAACUUCAUAAUAUUGUUGAGGAGACCAAAGGAAAUAUCAGGGUUUUCUGUCGUUGCCGCCCAUUAAGUAAAGAUGAGACAUCAUCAGGUUACAAAUGUGCAGUGGAUUUUGAUGGAGCAAAAGAUGGAGACAUUGCUAUUGUGAACGGUGGAGCAGCUAAGAAGACAUUCAAGUUUGACAGAGUCUACAUGCCGACAGACAAUCAAGCUGAUGUGUAUGCCGAUGCAUCUCCACUGGUUACUUCGGUCUUGGAUGGCUACAAUGUGUGCAUAUUUGCGUACGGACAAACAGGAACAGGGAAGACUUUUACCAUGGAAGGAACUGAGAGGAACAGGGGAGUAAAUUAUAGAACUCUGGAGGAGUUGUUCAAAAUCGCAGAAGAGAGAAAAGAGACUGUCACAUACAGCAUUUCUGUCAGCGUGCUUGAGGUCUACAAUGAGCAAAUCAGAGACCUGCUUGCAUCAUCCCCUUCGUCUAAGAAGUUGGAAAUCAAACAGGCAAGUGAAGGGUCCCAUCAUGUCCCUGGCAUUGUGGAGGCCAAAGUUGAGAACAUCAAGGAGGUUUGGGAUGUCUUGCAAGCUGGAAGCAAUGCAAGGGCUGUAGGAUCAAACAAUGUGAAUGAGCACAGCAGUCGCUCCCACUGUAUGCUUUGCAUCAUGGUGAGAGCGGAGAACCUGAUGAAUGGAGAAUGUACAAGAAGUAAGCUUUGGCUUGUAGAUUUGGCUGGAAGUGAACGAUUAGCUAAGACCGAUGUGCAAGGUGAAAGGCUUAAGGAAGCACAAAACAUUAACAGAUCACUUUCUGCUUUGGGUGAUGUGAUUUCAGCUCUUGCAACGAAAAAUUCCCACAUUCCCUACAGGAAUUCAAAGUUGACGCACUUGCUGCAAGAUUCUCUAGGAGGGGACUCAAAAGCUUUAAUGUUUGUGCAAAUUAGCCCAUCCAACAACGAUGUGUCAGAAACUUUGAGCUCAUUGAACUUUGCAAGUCGUGUUCGUCGUAUAGAAUUGGGUCCAGCAAAGAAGCAGGUUGACACUGCAGAACUUCAAAAGGUCAAACAGAUGCUUGAAAGGGCUAAACAGGAUAUCAGACUUAAGGAUGAUUCCUUGAGAAAGCUGGAAGAUAACUGCCAAAAUCUAGAGAACAAAGCCAAAGGGAAAGAACAAUUCUACAAAAAUUUACAAGAAAAGGUAAAAGAGCUUGAAAGCCAGCUGGAUUCUAAGAUGCAUUCUCAAAUUACAUCAGAGAAACAGCAGAAUGAGCUUUUUGGGAAACUCAAGGAGAAAGAAGAAAUGUGUACUACCCUUCAGCAGAAGAUAGCGGAGGAAUCAGAGCAUAAACUUAGACUCCAGCAGCAAUCAGAAUCUGAGAUAAAGGAGCUGGAGCUCAAGUUGAAGGAACAAGAACACCAUCGAUCAGUUGCAGAAUCUAAGAUAAAGGAGCUGGAGCUCAAGUUGAAGGAACAAGAACACCAUCGAUCAGUUGCAGAAUCUAAGGCAAUGGAAAUAGGACAGGAGCUCCUGGAAACACAGAGAACAGAGGCUAUGCUUCAGAUCAAGCCAAGAGAUCUUGAGAAUAACUUGCAAGAAAGGACAACACUUCAGGACACAAACAUGAUACUUGACUCGACCAACUGUAUGAGAGUUGCUAGUACUCCUGGAGAGGCAAAGGCGCACCUCUUGACAAGAGAGGAAGCAAUGAGCGAGAAGGAGCAGCACAUUCUGAGAAGCUCAGAUUCUAUGAACAAGAAAGUCACCAACAAUUCUUCCAUUGUUGGGGCUCCAGAAGUUGUCAAUGAGAAGAAGAGGAAAGGAGAUGCAAGGAAUUCAUCGAUUGGUGGGGAAUUGGAGAACCAGCCUGUUGGAAGCCAGAAUGCUUCAAGGAAGAGGAGCCUGCAAGGUGAGCCAAGGCUGAAGAGAAAAUCGACCGAGCCGCUGAAGAACCCAGGACGGGUGACGGCAACUUCAAAGACGGCCGCUGCCACACACAAGACGGGUCCUGUUACCAGAGCCACAAGGCAGCAACCAGCCGUGAACAAGACGAGAGGUUGGGUCAGGUAGGCAGCUGCUUCUGAACCUGACAUUGCCAUUGCACCCAAUAUGGCUUGUAGUAUGGUAGAGGCUCAAACUUUUAGCUGAGUCGCGCUGCGUCCUUCGCAGUGGAUAGUAGAGCACGCAUUGUAACGUGGAGUGCUGCGCUCCUGUGUAAUCUAUUAUUGACUACUAUACUAUCUUGCAGAUUCAACAGGAAUCGCACUGUUGACUGCAUAGGCUCUUUUCUGACCUAAAAUGAUUUAUAGGAGUAUCAUUUCGUGUUCUUGACCACGAAAUUAUUGAUACGAGUACUAUUCAAAUGGAGGAUUCGAUUUGCUAAGGA
This is a messenger RNA of Oryza sativa Japonica Group (Japanese rice), 3760 nucleotides long. Lineage: Eukaryota; Viridiplantae; Streptophyta; Magnoliopsida; Poales; Poaceae. The record is from RefSeq and is a predicted model, not a curated record.